This is a messenger RNA of Asparagus officinalis (garden asparagus), 1143 nucleotides long. RefSeq lists its product as uncharacterized. Bases 1 to 990 code for a protein of 329 amino acids. NCBI's taxonomy places the organism in Eukaryota, Viridiplantae, Streptophyta, Magnoliopsida, Asparagales, Asparagaceae. The transcript is spliced from 3 exons. The record is from RefSeq and is a predicted model, not a curated record.
AUGACUUUUUGCUCAAGAUAUCUAAAAGGCUUCGAGACAAAGUUUAAUCGCCUUGAAAGAAAUUAUGAAGAUGGCAAUAGAGAAUGUCAUGAGGCACAACUAUCUAUUUUCAGACAUAGUGGACGCGCAUUGGGUGCUGCUACCACCCGCUACCUUGAUGAACGUGAGUGGUUGCAAGCUCAUAUUUAUGUUCUAAAGAACUGUGAUGAAGUGCAACCACACAUUGAGGACUACAAUGAAUUCGUGAGAGAACCCACAAAUCACUAUGAUGAUAAAGAUUGGGAUAAGAACUUUAUCGAGUGGUUCCAAGCUCUAGUUUAUCAGAGUUAUCGAGAAGAUGAUGACUUACUUUCACUAUCUCGUGGUCCAAGUAAGAUUGUUAAAUGUUUUACUGGAUUUGUCAUAAAUGGACAUCGAUUUCAUACAGAAAGUCGAGAUAAUUGUUUGUCAACUCAAAGUAGUGGGGUUGCAGUUGUUGGUGAUGCUGGUGAUGGUGGAGAUAUAGAUUAUUAUGGUGCUUUGGUUGAAGUUGUCGAAUUAGAGUAUCCUGGUAGAAGAAAGGUUGUUCUAUUUCGUUGUAAAUGGUGGGAUGUGCACGGCAAAGGAAAAGGGACCGCUUUGAAAGAAGACAAAUAUGGAUUUAUCAGUAUUAACUGCCGACACUUGCUAAAGACGAAUGACCACUUUAUACUUGCUGGCCAAGCAUCACAAGUUUUUUAUGUUGAGGAUAUUGCCAAUGAAGGUUGGCAUGUAGUUCUUAAAGCACAACCCCGUGAUUCCUAUGAUAUGCCACCAGAUACAGAUGAUUGUGAGAUAACAGACGAUGGAGUUGAAGCUUAUUUGCAAGAUGAAUCAUUUGAUGCUCAGGCUAUUGCAUCAACAUCAUUGGAAGAUGAUUAUAUCAAUUUGAGAAGGAGUGAUAUUGAUCCAAUUAUUGUAAAUUCGGUCUCAACUUCAAAAAAGAGGAAAAAGACUCAAGCAGAGAAUUAGAACGCUUUAAUUAAAGAAUAGAACACAAAUGAUAUUGUGUUAUUGAGAUAAAAUUUAAGUUGUAUCUUCACUAUAACUAUUCCUUUUUUAGACAUAUGAUGUUCUUUUCUUCAUAUUUUGGAUGUGGCUUUGACAUUGCAGCAAGUGCUUCUA